ACAGUCCACAGAGUAAAAUUCCCGAGUACCAAGGAAGCGGGACGAGAGCCCGGCCUCACCGAUCCUCCAGCCUAAUGAGCCUAAUUAUCAUCCUGCUCCUAAGAAAGGCAGCAGCAAGUUUGGGAACUGAAGAUGAUGUUUUGGCAAGGGCGGCCCCGAUGCCCUCGGUGGGUGCGAUGCUGCAGAGGACCAGCUGCCGUGCCGGCCAGCUCGGCCCCCGCUGCCAAGCCCAGCCGGCACCGGUGCCUUCGGCUAACCUAAGAUGGGCUGGAAGGAAGAGGGACGGGACGGUGAAGUUAUCGCCACGGAGUCAAGGGGACAAUUCCACGACUUGUAAAUGUAUCACCAUGCUGACCUCCACUUUGGCACUAGCACAAAAACCCCGCUGGACCUGCCAGACCUCCCGGGUUCACAGGGUGGUCAGGGCAAGCAAGCGAUGGAAAUAUUUCUGGGAUGAGCUGGGAUUCCCUCUGAGAUCCCAAACAGCACAAGCAGUCUCACUAUUUAAAAUGACUUUGAAGUUGCAGAGCACAACACUGGCCCAUUCAGACCCCGAUGGCUGUUCGUUAUCCAGCAGCAGCUCAGUGUUACCAAGAUUGAAGGUUGUCAAUUAUAGAGAAAUUAAGAGCCCCGUGAAGAAGAGUUUGUGCUUAAAGCACAGCCGGAGCUUGCCCAGAUCCCGCUGAUGUUUCUUGCCAGAAGCAGGCACGGCCGAAACGCAGCACAGCUCCAGUCUCAAACUGACAGUGACAGAGUUGCAAAAUACCUGUUUUUGAAACCUACUUGUCCAAAUAAAUGCUGAGUAACCCAG
Molecule: messenger RNA, 811 nt
Organism: Pygoscelis adeliae (Adelie penguin)
Lineage: Eukaryota; Metazoa; Chordata; Aves; Sphenisciformes; Spheniscidae
Exons: 3
Coding region: 75-686 (203 amino acids)
Source: RefSeq, a predicted model, not a curated record